CCACAAUUUGUUUCUUGAUCAACAGUAAAGAACGUAAGGAAGAAAACUACUGGUUAGUGCCGGCAAGCCAGGCAGUCCUUUUAUAUAUAUAUGCCCUUUCGGUUUCUUUCUCUUCAAUCCCUCACCAAUCAAUUCCUCCUCCAAAGAUUACGCUUUUAUUGCUCCCCUUAUCCUCCCUCCUUCAUAACAUACACUCCAUUUAUCAUUUUCCCAUCUCCAUCUCCAUCUUCCUGUCUCUGUCCCCGCCUCCAUUAUUGUGUGUAUAAAUUUUGUCGUGAGCAUUUUCAAUGGCCACGAAUAUUGGAAUGAUGGACAGCGGGUACUUUGUUGGGAGGAAUGAGAUACUGAAUUGGAUUAAUAACAGGCUUCAGCUCGAUCUCUCUCGCAUUGAAGAGGCCGCAUCUGGUGCUGUGCAAUGUCAGAUGCUUGAUGCAACCUAUCCUGGAGUUGUUCCAAUGCACAAGGUGAAUUUUGAUGCGAAGUCAGAAUAUGAUAUGAUCCAAAAUUAUAAGGUUCUGCAGGAAGUAUUCAACAAGUUGAAAAUUGAUAAGCAUAUUGAAGUCAACAGGCUAGUUAAAGGAAGACCUUUGGACAACUUGGAGUUCUUACAAUGGCUGAAACGAUACUGUGAUUCUGUAAAUGGUGGCAUUAUGAACGAGAAUUAUAACCCUGUUGAGCGAAGGGGUAAGGGUGUGAAGGAGAGGAAUCCUAAGGGUUCUCAGAAGCAUCCAAAAUCACUGCAAACAAACAAUAUGGACAAUCCUGGUUCUGAUGACACAAUUGGUCUUGAUAAGGCCUUGGGCUUCAGGCAAGGAAAGAAACAUGCAGCAGCAGGUCGAGCAAAUUCUUCCAGGGAGGUUCAGGCUUUGUCUGAGGAGAUUGCUGGUCUUAAGCUCUCAGUCGAUCUUUUGGAAAAAGAAAGAGACUUUUACUUUGCAAAAUUAAGGGAUAUAGAGGUUCUCUGUCAGAGUCCUGAACUAGAGAAUCUCCCAGUUUUAUCCAAAGAGGGUGAAGAUCAGUCGCAUGAUAUACUCACAGGUUUAUGUGUUUUAUUGAUGUCUGUCGCAAUUAAAAUGAUAUUGUAUGCUGCUGAUGCAAAGGAAUCUGCACUUGCCCAAGCUGAGGAUUACCUCACACAGUUUACAAAUGCUGAAACUAAAGCAGAAAAUGAUGCCUAAGUUUGUCGACUGACAAAGGAGACCCUUGCUUGUAAAAAAUUGUGCGACAUAAUCAACAUGCGACAUAAUCAACAUCUCUCCGUGCUUAUCAUUUUGGUACUUCUUAAGAAGAUAUAAAUGGAGAUUACAUCGUCUUGUGUUUACUGGAAUUCUAGAGGUUUUGGUCUUGGUUUUCCACGGUUGUUUUUGGGUUUUCUUUUGAAACACUGGUUUGUCUAGUUCUAUAUUUAUGCUUUUCUUUUAUUAUGCAAAGUUGUCAAAUUUAUGUUCUUAUAAAUUUGCCUGUAACUCAUGUUAGAAAUGAAUGUGACCUCUUUGCAAGAAUCAUUGACAUUGUGCCAUCCAGGAUUCAACCCAUAUUUGAGACCAUUAA
Messenger RNA from Juglans regia (Persian walnut), 1551 nucleotides. Its product is annotated as microtubule-associated protein RP/EB family member 1A. NCBI's taxonomy places the organism in Eukaryota, Viridiplantae, Streptophyta, Magnoliopsida, Fagales, Juglandaceae. The transcript has 10 exons. The record is from RefSeq and is a predicted model, not a curated record. Gene Ontology annotation, molecular function: microtubule plus-end binding. Bases 288 to 1178 code for a protein of 296 amino acids. Gene Ontology annotation, cellular component: spindle midzone; microtubule plus-end; cytoplasmic microtubule. Gene Ontology annotation, biological process: spindle assembly; thigmotropism; protein localization to microtubule plus-end.